AUGGCUCACAACGGGCAGGCCUUCGACCACCAGUUCUGCCUCAACUACAUCCUGACGCAGACGGACCUCACCCCCGAACUCAUCAUGCGAGGGACGAAAAUAAUUUCCAUGGUCGUGGGGAACGUAAAGUUCCUGGACAGUCUAAAUUAUUUCCCCAUGGCGCUGUCCAAGUUGCCCAAGGCUUUCGGCUUGGGCGAUAAUUUCAAGAAAGGCUACUUCCCCCAUAUUUUCAACACUCCAGCCAACGCAAAUUACGUGGGUCCCCUACCAGCCGCCGAAUACUAUGACCCCGAUAAUAUGAAGCCGGAAGAGAGCUCCAAGUUCCUCGAGUGGCACGAGGAACAUAAAAACGACGAGUUUAACAUGCAGAGGGACCUCGUCGAAUAUUGUAUAUCGGACUUAGAGAUCCUAACGGCAGCAUGUCUCAAGUUCCGGGAACAGCUGAUGGAAACGGGAAACGUCUGCCCGUACACGGAAGCCUGCACCAUAACCUCUGCGUGCAAUAAGGUGUACAGGCGCAACUUACUCAAGCCAAACACCAUCGGCAUCAUCCCCAAAGGCGGCUACAGAUGGCGUGACAAUCAAAGCAAGGUAGCUAUCCAAUGGCUUGUGUGGGAGGAACACCAGCGACAAAUAAAUAUCCAACACGCUGCUAAACAGCAAGAAUCUCGAGUCGCGGGUGUAAAAGUCGAUGGGUAUGCCGCAGAGAGCAAUCAGGUGUUUGAGUUCCACGGCUGCUACUAUCACGGCUGCCCCGCGUGUUACAAGCACAAUCGAGACGUGCCUAUGCCUGAUGAUCCUUCUCAGACAUUAAACACUCCCCACGAAACCACCCUUGCAAAGAUACAAAGACUUCGAGACCUUGGUUACGAGGUCGUUGAGAUGUGGGAGUGUACGUUUAGAAGAUUAAUGGCGCAAGACAGACAAAUCGAAGACUACACUACCAAUCACCCCUUAGUUACGCUGACACCGCUAAACCCCAGAAACGCAUUCUACGGAGGACGUACAGGUAAUACUUUCGAGUAUUACAAGUGCGGCCCAGGGGAGAAAAUCAAAUACGUUGACGUCUGCUCUCUCUACCUCUGGGUCUGCAAAUACGGCAAGUUCCCCGUAGGACACCCCAAGGUGUAUGUGGGUGAGGAAUGCCCUACAGAUCUUCAUAAUGUAAACGGGGUAAUUAAAUGCAAGAUCCUCCCACCCCAGAAUCUCUACCACCCCGUGCUCUCGGCCAAGAUGAACAACAAGCUCAUGUUUGUUCUCUGUCGCACCUGCGGAGAACACAUGAAUAAGGGCGAGUGUCGGCAUAGCAACGAAGAGCGAGCUCCGACAGGGACAUGGGUGGUGGACGAGGUGUUGAAAGCCGUUGAAAAAGCUUAUCGCCUGCUGACGAUCCACGAGAUCUGGAGCUACGACGUUCAGCAGUACGAUAAGGUCACAAAGAUCGGAGGUCUCUUCACGGGGAUGAUGAACAAGUUCAUCUCCGUGAAACAGCAGGCGUCAGGGUGGCCUGCGCACUGCUCAAGCCAGUCAGACAAGGAGAGAUAUAUUGAGCAGUUCCUCGAGAGGGAAGACGUCAGACUGGAGUUUGCGGAGAUCGUGGAGAACCCCGGGCUACGAUCUCUCGCAAAACUCAUCUUGAACAGCUUUUGGGGGAAAUUUGGACAGAGGGAGAACCAGCCCAAAACAUCCAUCGUGAGAAACCCCGCGGAAUUCUUCGGCAUGCUUACCAAUCCUAGCAUCUACGUUAAUUCGGCGCUCCCGAUCAACGAAGACACUCUCGUCGUCAAUUGGGAGCACAACUACCUGGAACAAUUGGACGACAGGGUCCUGUACUAUGACACAGACUCUGUAAUUUACGUGGCUAAAGACGGAGAGUACGACGUACCAACGGGUGAAUUCUUUGGCGACAUGACGGACGAACUGGAAGGAUACGGACCCGGAAGUUACAUAUCCGAGUUUAUAAGCGGAGGGCCCAAGAACUACGCAUAUAAGGUCUUCUCCACCAAGGAUAACGAGGAGAAGGUCGUCUGUAAAGUUAAGGGUAUAUCCUUUAACUACUCAGCCUCACGACUGGUAUAUUUCAACACCAUAAAAGAUAUGGUGUUGGAUACUUCCACCACCAGCCCGGUAUGCGUCCGAAACAUCUUGAGGACCAAGGAGCACGAGGUGAUAACCGUACAGCAAACCAAGCUGUAUAAACCUCUCUCCGUAAAGAGACGGUUCCUGGACGACCACAGCUCGGUGCCCUACGGAUGGAAAAGACCCAGACAUGAAUAA
Anoplophora glabripennis (Asian longhorned beetle) is the source of this 2277-nucleotide messenger RNA. RefSeq lists its product as uncharacterized. The record is from RefSeq and is a predicted model, not a curated record. The coding region runs from base 1 to 2277 and encodes 758 amino acids. The transcript has 2 exons. Gene Ontology annotation, biological process: DNA replication. Gene Ontology annotation, molecular function: DNA-directed DNA polymerase activity; nucleotide binding; DNA binding. Lineage: Eukaryota; Metazoa; Arthropoda; Insecta; Coleoptera; Cerambycidae.